This is a messenger RNA of Nycticebus coucang (slow loris), 510 nucleotides long. It is a transcript of the gene FAM177B, whose product is annotated as family with sequence similarity 177 member B. The record is from RefSeq and is a predicted model, not a curated record. NCBI's taxonomy places the organism in Eukaryota, Metazoa, Chordata, Mammalia, Primates, Lorisidae.
AUGAUUACAGUAUUUGUGUACUACUUUGGUAAGAAAGACAGUUUCCAGCAGUUAGAACCAAAGAAAAAUGAACCACCAAAAAAAAAAAAAACUACUGCCAAAAGGAUAAUCUACUUUGUUGAUGGAGACACCUUGGCAGAAUACAGCUCAGAAGAGGAGGAGGAGGAGGAAAAAGAGGGUCAAAGCCUGAAUUCAACCCUUGACCCUUCUAAACUUUCAUGGGGGCCCUAACUACGGUUUUGGGCAGGACGAAUAGUAAGCGCUUCAUUUUUUACAUGUGAAUUCCUUGGUGGAAGAUUUGCUGAGUUCUUUGGUCUUCCUCAACCCAAACAUCAGUAUGUGUUAAGCAAGUACUAUAGAAUACAAAAUAAGGAAAGUGACAAGAGAAGUGAAGGGAAUGGAUCAAAGGCCAAGGCAGCUGAGAUUCCUAAUUAAAAGUGUCACUUGGAGGCUGGGGACCAAGAUUAUGGGACCAUAGGACAGGACACAGCAGAGGUCAUUCCUCAGUGA